CGAUCCAUUCUUCACAUCACAAUGGCAUCCUCUCAACUCACCAUCGAAUCCUACGAUAUCUACCAUGGCCUCCCAACCUUCAAGGAUGAAGGUCUAACCGCCAUCGUCACAGGAGCAAACGGUCUAUCCGGCGUCCACAUGCUCAAAAUCCUCGCCCGACAACCUCAGCGCUGGAAGAAGGUCUACGCACUAUCAAGACGUCCCCCUCCUGGCGACCUACCAGACAAUGUCCAACAUGUCCCCUGCGACUUCUUGAGCUCUCCCGAAGCCAUUGCGUCUGUUCUUAAAGAGAACAAUGUCAAAGCUGAUUAUGCAUUUUUCUUCGCAUACAUCCAGCCAGCGCCAAAGCAAGGCCAGAGAAUAUGGGCAAACGUGCAAGACCUGGUGUCUAUCAACAAAGCCCUGCUAUCCAAUUUCUUAGACGCCUUGACAAUCUCCAAAAACAUACCCAAGACUGUGUUGCUGCAAUUGGGAGCUAAAUACUAUGGCUUGCAUCUUGGACCUGGCUCUCCUCCUUAUGAAGAAACAUACGAAAGAGUGAUGCUAGAACCAAAUUUUUACUAUGCUCAAGAAGAUGUGCUCAAAGCAUGGGCAGAGCAAAACAAUUCACAUUGGAUCACCACACGACCUUCGCAUAUCCCUGGCGCUGUUGCCGAUAACGCGAUGAACUUGGUGCUUCCUCUGGCCAUCUACGCAACCGUGCAGAAAUACUUGAACCAGCUAUUGGAAUUUCCCUCCGAUCUCAAGGCGUGGGAAAACACAGUGUCCAUUUCUUCGGCGAGGAUGAAUGCGCAUUUGGCUGAAUGGGCUGUGUUGACACCCACAGCGAGAAAUGAAUCUUUUAAUGCUUGUGACGAUAGCGCGUUUACCUGGGGUCAAUUGUGGCCACGUUUGGCUGCUCGUUUUGGCAUGGACUGGAAAGGACCAGAUCUCGAUGCUGAGUACAAAGAGAUCAAGAUGCCAUAUGAGCCUCCGCCGCGUGGAUGGGGCCCCACUGCAUCCAUGAGAUAUAGAUUCACGCUUGUGGAAUGGGCAAAGAAGCCAGAGGUCACCAAGGUGUGGAAACAGAUUGCUGCAACCCAUGGACUGAGAAUGAAAGAGUUUGCGGACAUUGAUCGUGUGUUUGGGUUUACGGAUGCGACUUUGGGUUUUUCGUAUCCCAUUCANUUUCAGAUUGCUGACUUGUUGUUUGUGGUUAGUAUGACCAAAGCCAAGGAGAUGGGAUAUUUUGUCUAUGUGGACUCGACCAAGUCGAUUGUCAGGACGGUCGAGAAGUUUGCAGAUCUGAAGAUGAUCCCUGGUCUACCUUCGAUGUGA
Aureobasidium vineae is the source of this 1317-nucleotide messenger RNA. NCBI's taxonomy places the organism in Eukaryota, Fungi, Ascomycota, Dothideomycetes, Dothideales, Saccotheciaceae. The record is from the annotation of a GenBank genome assembly.